AUGAUAAACUCUUCACAGGUUUUAUUUUUUUCUCUCACUGCUUAUAUUGACUCCUGGGCUCUGACUUAUUUAUAUUUCUUUGUUAUCUUGUUUGUGUAUGUCUUCAUAGUCUUUUCUAAUGUUCUGCUGAUUGUGGUGAUCUGUGUGAACAGGAACUUACAUGAACCUAUGUACAUGUUUUUGUGCAGCCUGUUUAUGAAUGAACUGUACGGCAGCUCAGGCUUGUUUCCCUUCCUGCUGGAUCAGAUCCUCUCUGAUGUUCACACAGUUUCUGUUCCGCUCUGCUUCCUGCAGGCUUUUAUUGUCCAUUCAUACGGAGCUGUUGAGUUUUUAAACUUAGCCGUCAUGUCCUAUGAUAGAUACCUUGCUAUCUGUUACCCUCUGCAGUAUAACACCAGAAUGACACCUAAAAAGAUUGCCAUGCUGAUCGCUGUGGCCUGGUUGUAUCCGUUUUUAGCAAUGUCCUUCAUGAUGUCUCUGAUACCAGUCAAGCUGUGUCGGAACCAGAUUAACAAAGUCUACUGUGACACGCACUCUCUGGUCAAACUGGCCUGUACAGACACGGCUAUACCAAACAUUUAUGGACUCACUGCUACUUUCAGCACCAUCUUCAUCUCUUUGCUUUUAAUCCUCUACACCUACAUCAAGAUCCUUGUUGUGUGUUUCUCUGGAUCCAAACAGACCCGUCAGAAGGCUGUGAACACCUGCACGCCUCAUCUGGCCUCCAUCUUGAACUUUUCCUGUGCUGGCAGCUUCGAGAUCUCGCAGAGCAGAUUUAACAUGAGCUUUUUGCCAAACAUCCUGCGGAUCGUUCUCUCGCUUUACUUCCUAACUGCUCAACCUCUUUUUAACCCGCUGAUUUAUGGCCUGAAGAUGUCAAAAAUCAGAAACAUUUGUAAAAGUCUAAUU
Molecule: messenger RNA, 909 nt
Organism: Girardinichthys multiradiatus
Lineage: Eukaryota; Metazoa; Chordata; Actinopteri; Cyprinodontiformes; Goodeidae
Product: olfactory receptor 11A1-like
Exons: 1
Biological process (GO): G protein-coupled receptor signaling pathway
Cellular component (GO): membrane
Molecular function (GO): G protein-coupled receptor activity; olfactory receptor activity
Source: RefSeq, a predicted model, not a curated record